UCAGGCUCAUAAAGAGAGGAUUACUUCAGUAGAGAACAACUGCUGUGAGACCACUGUGCUCACUUCUGAGCUACACCUGACAACAAUGGGGGACUGGUCCUUUCUUGCCUCCCUGUUGGACAAAGUACAGUCCCACUCUACAGCUAUUGGGAAGGUUUGGUUGACUGUCCUGUUUGUGUUUAGACUGCUGGUACUGGUUGCUGGGAUAGACAAAGUAUGGGGAGACGAACAAUCACGUAUGGAGUGCAACAUGAAAUCACCCGGCUGUAGGAAUCAUUGCUAUGACGUUGCGUUCCCCAUCUCACUAAUGCGUUUCUGGGUCCUUCAAAUCAUCUUUGUCUCCAUCCCAACUCUGAUUUACCUGGCACACGUCAUGCACGUUAUCCACAAGGAGAACAAACUGAGACGAAAACAAGUAAAAGGAAAAAAUGGAAUCAUUAAAUUGCCCAAAUACACAGACGAAAAGGGGAAAGUUCACAUGAAGGGGAAUCUGCUUGCCAGUUAUAUGUGCAAUAUCUUUUUUAAGAUUAUAUUUGAGACUGGAUUUAUAGUAGGUCAGUUCUACCUGUUCGGUUUAUUGUUGCCUAGAAAGAUUAAUUGCUUUGGAGAUCCAUGCCCGGGAAUCCAUGUGGAGUGCUUUAUAUCUCGUCCCACGGAGAAGAAUAUAUUUCACAUCUUCAUGCAGGUGAUGGCUUUUGUGUCUCUUGUCCUCAAUGUGGUGGAGAUGUUCUAUCUGAUUGGGACAAAAGCGAGGCAGAGGCAUAACAGACCAUCAGCAGUUGAGAUGUUUGCACUUGAUGGCAAAAACCAACAGUCCCAUAAAGAAACCUUUUGCUGAAUAUCCAAUUAAAUCACUGCCUAACUAAAUGUUUUCUUUUGUAUUACGAGAGCUAUAAACCUCAUAAUUAAUAACAAGUACUUACAAAUUCAAUAACUUGUUUAACCAGUAUUCUCUGACCGUCGUGUAACACUGAGAAAAUGUUUUGUAUUUAGUUUUCAUUCCAAUUACACCAAGAAGGGGUGUGGCACACAGUACUCUGAAAACUGGAAUGUUCAAACAUAUGAUAAGAAAUUGCUGACUUGGGGCUUAAAUAUCUCAGGGCGUCUGAGGAAUGUUUUAUUCGAUACAAUGCUAGAUUAGAUACCCAGGCUUCAACUGAACAUGUUAUUUGAUUUGUUUUGUGAUUUGUUUUGGUUCAUAUGGAUCAUAAAAUAGCAAUGUGCAUUUGAUAUGAAAUGUGCCCUUUUAACAAAUAAAGUGCAUCUGUCAACUUCUAUUCAACUUUAGGAUUGACCUUAGAUACAUUCCUUCCAUGCAGGCAGGCAAGUAUUUAAGAUCAGACCUGAGGUUGAAUAGCUUUUAUGAUGUUACGUAAUUUCUCUUCAAGUGUAGAUUCCUUUUUUUCAUGAUGUGGCUACACCAAUAUCAGUGAAAAUUACAUAGAUGGUUAGAUUGUGUUAAAGAUAUCGCAUCAUCAAAUCUAACAGAAGUACCUUUACUUGUGUCACUAAAUGUAAGCCCAAGUUGGCUUAUUCUGUACAUUCCUGCAGAUAUAUAAUAUAAAUUAGCUACAGUGGGUGGUCUACUGGCUUUUCAAAUACAUUUAUUAUUAUUGUUCAAUACCAGUACAAAUCUGUUUGAUCUCUUGACAAUAAAUGACAAUAUCCUUCUUUUGCUCCAUGAUGUACUUUUUAAUAUAUGCUUUACAUACAAAGAAAACAAACAUCUCAAUAGUUGCCUGUUUCUCAUCUUCCUUUAUCUUAUGACAUAAAAUACAGUCCAGACAACAGUCAUAUUUGUAAAUUGUAUUUACAUUAUAAAUAAAUUCCUAUAUCAAUUUGAAUAUUUACAUAAGUAAAUGUUCAGUGUCACUUUAGAAUAUAUCACAAACAAUGUAUGAGGU
Messenger RNA from Esox lucius (northern pike), 1904 nucleotides. RefSeq names its product gap junction Cx32.2 protein. Gene Ontology annotation, cellular component: connexin complex. The transcript has 2 exons. Gene Ontology annotation, biological process: cell communication. The coding region runs from base 86 to 838 and encodes 250 amino acids. The record is from RefSeq and is a predicted model, not a curated record. NCBI's taxonomy places the organism in Eukaryota, Metazoa, Chordata, Actinopteri, Esociformes, Esocidae.